UAGUGCGUAGGGCUCUCCAGAUCCUUAAGCCACGAGUACACGAGUAAAUUAAACAGCCGAACGUUAGUUAAAAAUGCGAUCCGUACUACUGAUUUGAUCAUUAUAAUAUUUUUAUUAUAGCAUUUUUGUUUUUUUUUAUUUACCUACCAUCGUUUUCAGUAGUGAUCGUCCGGGUUCGCACAAAUUAUGCGAGAUUGCGUAUGUGGAUGAUAUAGUGUGAAGAAUGACAAAUACACCCGCUGUCAAAGGAAUACCAUUUUCAACAUCUCCAGCAUUAGAGAAGACGUUACUAAAAUCGAUCAAGCCUGCUGCCGGAACACCUCUGUUACGACAUAUAUCGAAACAACUGCAUGAUCUCAGAAAUGUGCAAUCGUGGGACGGACUGGCCAAUAACACGCAGAUGGGAACCAAGAUCGCUGCGAUCCCUACAUUUACUGAAACUUUUACUACAAAACCCAAAAGGGUCAUUGUCGCUCAACCUAAGCCUCUACCGAUUGCCAUCCAAAAGCGGUCCCCGUUAAGCCUGCGAGCCCCGCCUGCUGACAAGUGGUCUUUCCAGAAGUUAGGUCCUGCACUGACCGACAGCAAUCACCUAAUUCCGUCAACCGUCUUAGGAAACAUACAUAACUACCCAGAGGGGAGCUGUCAAAAGCAAAGCAAAUCAACUGAUUUGGUGAGUCCAUUGGCAAAGACCUUCCAACAUGUCGUACCGUUAUUUGAGAACCGGAUAAUCGAUCAGCGCAAGAAAACCGAAGUACAUGACGCUUCGUCGCGAUGUUUGGUUAAAUUUGAACGUAUUGCUUGCCAGCGUCGAGAGAUGGCAAAUGGUUUAGCCAAAAGACUGAAUCGCCCGGUCAAGGACUUAGUGCUGAGCGAUGUCGACAAUUUUCGUUUUAAGAAAGAACGCGACGCGCUGAACGAAGUCCAAGCGGGUCCGCGCUCAGUGUACGAAACUUCCGGUCCUGGACUACGUCCUGUAGGUGGCAUGGAUAAAGUGAUACCUGAUCUACUGAAAAAUCCGCCAUAUGAAAACCUUUCUUUCACAGGAAAGCCCAGGAGUCUGAAAGUUCUUACUGGUUCGGCUUCAGCACAAUGCAAUGGGAAACAACAACUUAUCACUGAAAGGUAUCGUCAAUGUUUAGCGAUGGCUUCCAAGAAAGCACUACCGCCUGGAAUGCGGCAGCCGAGCUUCGAUAAUUUGUUGGUUGAAGGCACAAACGCACCUAGCUCAUCUCGUUUGCCGAGUGGAGAACAAUCUUGCGCAAUGGGCCCUCAAAUCGAUCUCCUAUCGGCUGAUCUUGCAUCCCCUAUACCAACAACGCGCGACAUUUUUUCGGUACAUGACACCAAGGUGCUCGACGAAGAAUGUUCCAUCCGAGCCAAUGUUCCGACAGCACGUCCGGUGUUGCAGAUCCGGACAUUCGAUGACGACAACGUUACUAUAUACAGCAAACCGGAAGGAGUUAGUAUCUUUAUCCAGCUGCAUGCAAAGCCAAAGGGCACAUCAGCCAUGGCCAGCUUGACGUUGACCAACCCUGGACCAGAAGCGUUAUCUUUUGGCCUUUCGCCGUACGACUAUCCUGAACCUCUUUGGCCAACUGAAAAGUAUGGCUUGAUCUACUUUCUCCAGCCAGAAGGAGUACUGGAAGAAGGCAAUGUCCAUAUUCUGACAGCUGUUUACGAGAGCCACGCAUAUGGAAAUUUCGCUGAAUCAUACAAAAUGUGGUUAUUACCUAAAGGAACGAAACCUGAUAACAUUGUCAUUGUUGUAAAUGGCACUAGUGAAGGAAGAACUGAAAACACCGGACAGGAGAAGGAUGAAAACGAAACUUGCCUCAACAGUGCUACGAAUAUGGACAUUAUGGCAUCGUCGCUCGAAGUCGAGCAUCGUCUCAGAAAUCUGCUUCAUACCGUUGAAUCAACGGAAGCACCGAAACUCACUACACUAGAGGAAAUCUUUAUGAGCGAAAACAAUCUGGAAUAUCAAGCGGAGCCAGUGACGAAACUACUGUAUAUAUGGAUUUUCAUUCAUCUGCACCCUGAUAGUAUUCCAUGGUACCAGUGCUUGAUCGAAACAGAAAUCGCACACAGAAACCGCCAUCCCGGUGAAGUUACAAAGGUCAUGCUGGAUGAACUGGCUGCAGCUCAUGCAACGUCUUCAUUAUCGCAGACAACCAAUCCACCGGCUUAUCUCUACAAUAAAACACCUUCAUCUACCGAAUUCGUCUACUGGAAAGACCCACAUGAAAUUUUUAAAUGUGAUGUUCAUGACAAAGAUUUUCCGCUUCCAGAUUCUGCCUCAAAGCCGGAUGAUAGAAAGAUUCAUGUCAAUGUCACUCCGAUCGCAGCCGAUGCAGAUCGACACUUGAUUCGAAAACCGCCCCCACAAUUUGUUUCCGAACCGCCUCGUUUCAGUAUAAAUGGAUCUACUGUGACCGAAAAGACGGAAAAUGAGCAACUUCCCCAAAGAAUAACUACGGACACCGGCUAUUCGAAACCAGAAAAGCCACAACAAUCCAGAUUGUCCGAACCGGACUCAGAAUGGGCUCCCGUGCAGUUGGUCAAUGAUGAAAAAAGCAACCCUCAGCGAGCUGUAAUUCAGCGCAAAGCAGAGGCUACCAAGCCACCUGCUUUUAGCUUAACGAUGCGGACCUUUAAUGCACCACAGGACCCACCACCACCUCCGGAUCCAGAGAAACUUGCACUAGAUGCCCUAGUCGAUGAACGCUGGCGACAGUUUUGGAUGGACCAAGAGUGGAUCAAAACGGCUGUCACUUAUGCUUUAAACAAGCACAGUAACCCUAACACUCCGAAGCCGGUCGUCCCUACCUGGGAUUACCGUAUCAAGACACUGAAAGAGCACAUCCAUAAAUCAUCCAGUCACAACAUUUUUGUCAAGCUGGCUUUGAUACGCGAGAUAAUGAAAGUGCAGCAGACAUUGAUACAUCUAAAGCCCAGAUGCAAACUAAACUUUAACCGCGAUGAAGAGAUCGAACAACUGAUUUUAGCCACAUUGGAAACUAUUGUGGAGAAAACUACUGUUUACGCCAGGGAUUUGUAUGGACACUUUGAAAAAUACGCCGCGCAGCUGACUCCGGAAGAACCAGCAGUGCCAGUAGAAUUACAAAAGGCCAGAGAAAAGAUCCGAGUGGACGAUACUGCAGCGUCGGUGAAAUCUGGUUCAAAAGGUAAGAAACUGCGAACACCAGAUACUGGACUGGAUGAGCAAAGCAGCAAUGUUAAGACAAGAAGCGCACGAGAUAGUGGAGAAAAGACAGCGCUUGCCGUCAAUCGACCAUCCAAAUCCGGUGUCAGCUCAGCUAAAUCGAGCAUAGCGGGGAAGGACCUCAAACGAGGUGCCAGUGCCAAUGCAAAUGCCGAAAGUAGUAAAAGCGAGAAGGACACCAAGCAGCAGCUUCUAGCCAUCGAGGCGGAAUACGAUGCUGCAAUGGAGAUCUACGAAGCAAAAAUGACUGAAUUCCGACAGUGGCGCCAAGAAAAAGAAAUGCAACUGGGGCCGAAAAUUCGGUCGUUUUUUAUUAGUGUAUGGGAACAGGAGCUAAGUUAUUUUCACGACAGCAUUACCAAAUCACUCCAACUAACACGACAGUUGGAAGAAAAAGCGCUGGACGACGAUUAUAAAAGGGAAAUCAUGGCAAAGCGCGAGGUGACCUUAAACAAAUUAUAUGAAAACCUCGUGGAAAGCGGUGGGAAUGUGGCUAUUGCGGCGGCGGCCUGGCGGAAGCAGAUUAGUGGUGAUAUAAUGCGCGACGAUGAGAAGAAAAAGUACCGUGAGAUUAAUGAUAAAUGGGAGCAACGACGCAGAGAAGUUGAAGUCUGGAGAAAAGACCGCCCACGUGAAUGCUACCGUAUGGUUACAGAAAAUAUUUGGCAUUCACCGUACAUUUAUGAGAAGCAGGCAGAACUAGAAGAACCUAUACCGCGCAGACACCGAGAGGGAAUGCUCCCAAACGACGGAGUCAGAAAAGUUGAACAAAACUUACCAAAAGCAGCCGAUGGCGCCAGAAAGAUACUACCGGGUACUGCUGCCAUGACAGAGCAUCCGAGCUCCACAUCAGUUUCUGUCGAACUGCGAUAUGCUGCAUCAGGCAAAACUGUUCUGCCACAAGUUCAACAGGCACUUGCUGCAGCAAGCAUUCUACAAAGCGCGAUCAGUGGAAUCAACUCCUUGCAGGAUGAAAAGGACAAAGAGGAAACGGCAACUGCUCUGGACCAGGAUGACUGGAUUACAGAGAAGCGACCAAAAACUGACAUCAUGUAUACCCCCAUGAAUGCCGAAACGGAGGCUAAGCUGCCCAGUGAUUUUAAAUUGGUCUCAUUUAAACAAGGAAGCGGUAAGAAUGAUUUGAAUAAUGAUGUGCUGGUGCAGAAGCGUGCAGCAGUAGCGGAUUUUGCCUCUGCGAAGGAAGCACACUCCAGCAGUAGUGAUGAGGACUGAAUAAACGACGACUCACUGAAAGUCAUUUAUUUUCUUGUACUGUCACACCAGAAAUUGAGGCAAAAAUACUAAGAAUUGUGGUUAAUCAAAGAAUAUUAAUUCAAAUGCAA
Molecule: messenger RNA, 4569 nt
Organism: Paramacrobiotus metropolitanus
Lineage: Eukaryota; Metazoa; Tardigrada; Eutardigrada; Parachela; Macrobiotidae
Exons: 3
Coding region: 224-4459 (1411 amino acids)
Source: RefSeq, a predicted model, not a curated record